UAUUUUUUUAUUACUCUUUUGAAAGUUGUAUCUGUUAACUGUGGAAGGAAAAUGGCAAGAACGAAGCAAACCGCUCGUAAGUCUACUGGUGGCAAAGCUCCCCGUAAACAGUUGGCCACCAAGGCAGCGCGUAAGAGCGCACCUGCUACCGGCGGUGUUAAGAAGCCUCACCGUUAUAGGCCCGGUACAGUCGCCCUUCGAGAGAUUCGCCGCUACCAGAAAUCUACCGAGCUCCUAAUCCGCAAACUGCCUUUCCAGAGGCUGGUGAGAGAAAUCGCCCAGGACUUCAAGACCGACCUCCGUUUCCAGAGCUCCGCUGUUAUGGCUCUGCAGGAGUCUAGUGAGGCUUACUUGGUUGGGCUGUUCGAAGACACCAACUUGUGUGCCAUUCACGCAAAGAGAGUCACCAUAAUGCCCAAGGAUAUCCAGCUGGCUCGCCGUAUUCGUGGGGAACGCGCAUAAAUUCUUCAGACCAUCUUGAAAAACAAAAGGCUCUUUU
Erpetoichthys calabaricus (reedfish) is the source of this 499-nucleotide messenger RNA. RefSeq names its product histone H3-like. The coding region runs from base 52 to 462 and encodes 136 amino acids. The transcript has a single exon. Gene Ontology annotation, molecular function: DNA binding; structural constituent of chromatin; protein heterodimerization activity. Lineage: Eukaryota; Metazoa; Chordata; Cladistia; Polypteriformes; Polypteridae. Gene Ontology annotation, cellular component: nucleosome. The record is from RefSeq and is a predicted model, not a curated record.